Molecule: messenger RNA, 1701 nt
Organism: Solanum lycopersicum (tomato)
Lineage: Eukaryota; Viridiplantae; Streptophyta; Magnoliopsida; Solanales; Solanaceae
Product: phospholipase A1-II 1
Biological process (GO): lipid metabolic process
Molecular function (GO): glycerophospholipid phospholipase A1 activity
Source: RefSeq, a predicted model, not a curated record
AAGAAAACAGAAAUGGAAAUGGAGGGAGUAAUUAUUUUUGUAAUCACUUUGGCCUUUACCCUGUUUCCAAAGUGUUGCUCUUUGCUUAGCUCUUUCGUUAUUUGGAAGAGAACUGCUCUCUAACACAACUUUAAAAGUGGUAGCAAUUUUAAUUACUCCAUAUCUAUUGAAGUAUAUCUAUGGGCUGCAUAAACAAAGGAUUGGAAGCUGUUAGUAUCAAAAUCAGAAAUUUUUUCAAAAAGAAAAAAGGGAUCGAAAACAGAGACAACAGCGUAGCAGAAAGAUGGGAGAUUUUGAAUGGAAAAAACAACUGGGAAGGCUUACUUGACCCUUUGGAUUACGAUCUCCGACGAUACCUUAUUCACUAUGGCCAAAUGCCUCAAGCCAUCUGCGAUUCAUUCAACAGUGAAAUAGCAUCGAAGAAUUUAGGGACAAAUCGAUACUCCAAAAAGAAUUUCUUCAAAAGAGUGGGACUCGACAAAAACAACCCAUUCAAAUAUGAAGUCACAAAAUACAUCUAUGGAGCUUCAGAUGUACCAAGUAAAACUGAAAAGAUCAAAUCAUCAAAUUGGAUAGGGUUUGUUGCUGUUGCCACUGAUGAGGGCAAAGUUGCAUUAGGAAGGAGGGAUAUUUUGAUUGCUUGGAGAGGAACCAUGUGUCCUGCAGAAUGGAAUGAUGAUUCUGACUGGGUUUUGGUUCCACCCACAAAAAUCUUUGGAGAAAAUACGCAUGACACUCUUGUACACAGAGGUUUUUAUUCAGUUUAUACUUCUCUUAACGACGCUUCUAAAUUCAAUCGAACAGCUAGUGCCAGAGACCAGGUUAUUGAAGAAGUUAAGCGAUUGGUGGAGCAAUACAAGAGAGACAAAGUUAGCAUUACUCUAAGCGGCCACAGUAUUGGUUCAUCAUUGUCCACACUAUGCGCAAUUGACAUAGUUGUCAACAAAAUCAAUAAGGAGUUUCCAGUGACUGCAUUUUUAUUUGCUAGCCCACGAACUGGAGAGGCCAAUUUCAAGAAAGCUCAUCAACAUUUGAAAAAUCUUCAAAUCUUGCGGAUUACCAAUGCUCUUGAUGAAGUUCCUGAAAAACCAGACCGCGGACAGGUAGAGGGCUCUGAUACAGAUUGGAGAGUGUAUGAACAUGUUGGGUAUGAAGUUAAAAUUGAUACUACAAAAUCAGAGUAUUUGAAGAAAGAUGUAAAUAAUCAUUCUUUGGAAGUUUAUCUGCACGGAAUUGCUGGAACACAUGGACCAGAAGGAGAGUUCAAGUUGGAAAUAACUCGGGAUAUUGCGUUGGUGAAUAAGGAAACGGACGCAUUGAAGAAUGAAUAUGGUGUACCAGUGUAUUGGCGGACCGUGCAAAAUAAAGGAAUGGUUCAACAAGAAGAUGGAUCUUGGAUUCUCAAUGAUCGUGAGGAUGAUACUGAUCUUUCAGAGUAAAAUUACUCCUUUUUUUAGGGACUAUGUGAUCUUGUUUUUUCAAAGGGCAUGUUAACAGGGGCGGAGCGUUCAUCGGCACGAAUUCAGUAGCUCUUUGUAGACCCUAUAUUUUGUAUUAGAAUCAAGUAUUAACUUGUGUACCUUUAAAUACACUGACUGACAGUUCAGUGAUAAAGAAGCCAAGGAAAAUGUAGAACUACUAAGCUCCUAAUACCGACUUUGUCUCUGCCUGAUAAUGCAUUAUACCAUCUUUAUGAUCGUA